AUGACGGCGUGCAAGGCGCUGCUUUUUCGCUCUGCGCUUGUCGCAAUACUAGUCCAUGCCGUCGGAGGCAACGAGUUCAGGACAGCACUGAGCAACGAUGGAUACACAGCAGCAUCAGCAGCAGCUGCAGGUCGCACGCCAGCGUUCGAAGAAGAAGAAGCUGCGCCCGUCAUGUUGGCAUCUUCCCGAGCAGUUGCAGCCGACAGGAGAAGCAGGUUCGAAGCGGAAGCCGACGUGAAUACAGGUCCCGAUCCGUUCUUCGCAGAUCUUGAGUUCGACGUGGCAAGACAAGAUGGCAAGGAGAUUCGCGAGCCACCGAAGAAGCUCUUGUUGCACAAGGUUGAGGUCUACGAGGUGGAGUCGGGCGGGCUUGGGAGGAGAUGGCGACAGUCGAGGACGGGCUGGACGUACAAGGACGGUUCUUCAGCUCUUCCACCAAGACAAGUUCUCUGCCCUGAUGAAUGGACCUGGGCUAGCGAAUGGAAAAUCGAUGGGUCGGGAGGGAGGGAUGAGGCGGGCUGGGAAUAUUCCAAGAGCCUGAUGAAGUUUAACUCAUUUCGCGGUGAGGAAUGA
Messenger RNA from Ectocarpus siliculosus, 573 nucleotides. Lineage: Eukaryota; Phaeophyceae; Ectocarpales; Ectocarpaceae. The record is from the annotation of a GenBank genome assembly.